This is a messenger RNA of Monosiga brevicollis MX1, 1302 nucleotides long. RefSeq lists its product as uncharacterized. The coding region runs from base 1 to 1302 and encodes 433 amino acids. The transcript is spliced from 11 exons. The record is from RefSeq and is a predicted model, not a curated record. Gene Ontology annotation, biological process: protein K48-linked deubiquitination. Gene Ontology annotation, molecular function: K48-linked deubiquitinase activity; cysteine-type deubiquitinase activity. NCBI's taxonomy places the organism in Eukaryota, Choanoflagellata, Craspedida, Salpingoecidae.
AUGGCGGCUAGGUUGGGCUCGGUGGCCGACUUGAUUUGGGGCACCGCGAGCCAAGAUGCCGAGAUUGUGCGCCGAUGGUUGCAAGGCAUGUCCAGCGCUGCAGCGGGCCGCUUUGGCUUUGAAUUCCACGACGCCGAGCCUUCGGCACUCGUACAGCACGCUGGUGGACCCUGCGGCGUCAUUGCCCCAGUACAAGCCUUUCUGCUCAAGCACCUCAUCUACCCCGAAGGCAAAGCCACGGUUCCCGGUGGCUGGCGCACCCCAAAGGAUCAGUAUGGAGCCCUUGUCUCAGCUCUGACGACCAUGCUUCUGCAAGCAGCCAUGGCCCCUUCCUCGCCCGCCAAAGACGCGCCAGUGGUUUGGCCUGCGGCAGGUGUCACCGUGGUCACCGCGCCACUCGACGCGGGAGACCAGACUCUGGAUGACUUUCACCAGCAUGCCCAGAUUGCUGUCCUCCAUGACCAAGACAUGAUCGAACCCCAUCUCCUCAGUCUACAGGCCAGCCUCCAGCACCCUUUUGCCGUCGUGGCACUCGUCUACUCUUUGGUUCUGACUCGCGGCACGGAGCGUCUGGCUGAGGACAUGGGUGUGGAGCAAGAUUCACUCAUUUCUGCCCCCUUUGGGCACUGCAACCAAGCUCUGCUCAACCUAGCCCUCACCGGAACGGCCGUGCCCAACGUGUGGGAUGGCGACAAUGACAUGGGUGGUCUCGCCUUGCGUGGCCUUCCUCGCCGCAGUACCAUUGGCUAUCUAACCUUGCUCGAGUCACUACGCUACUGUACCUGUGGCUCCUACUUCAAGAAUCCCGAGUUUCCCAUCUGGGUACUUGGAUCUGAAACACACUUUACCUUGCUUUUCAGCUUGGACUCGCGCCUCGUUGUGCAAGACUCACCGCGGCAACACGCAAGCACUGUUUUUGAUCGGCAUGAUGCCAACGCCAAUGGCUUUCUCAUGCCGGAGCAACUACCAGCUUUGCUUGAUGAGCUUCAAUUGUUGAUGGAGGACAACGAAGCGCGCACGCGGCUUGUGUCAGCCCUUGACAGGGAUGGACUGGGCAUCGUGCUCAAGCCUCAGUUUUUGGCCCACUUUUAUAAAGCUGAAGGCGAAAACGGCACCCCGGAGCAGUUUGUCGUCUAUCACUACAACGGCAUUGCCCAACCAGGCUCGGUGGUGCGCUUUGUGCGCGGCCAAGCCAAGGCUGAAAGCCCGACUGAUGUGGGCGCAACUGACGUGAUGCGGAUCCUGUGGUCCAAAUGGACAAAGCUGCAAGUCCAGUGGGACCAAUCGCCGCGGGUAACGUAA